Messenger RNA from Penicillium odoratum, 2727 nucleotides. Its product is annotated as F-box domain protein. The transcript is spliced from 2 exons. Gene Ontology annotation, molecular function: protein binding. The coding region runs from base 1 to 2727 and encodes 908 amino acids. NCBI's taxonomy places the organism in Eukaryota, Fungi, Ascomycota, Eurotiomycetes, Eurotiales, Aspergillaceae. The record is from RefSeq and is a predicted model, not a curated record.
AUGGAGGAUGUCUCCUCCCCAAAAGCGCGCGCCUUUGACCGGUUGCCCCCAUCUGUAAUUGAGCACAUUCUUUAUGCCACAGAUGCCAACACCUUUGCAUCAUUGGCCCUUCUGAACCAUCAAUGGAGGCAAAUAUCAGAGUCUUCUGCACUCUAUGCACAUCACUUAUCUAAAUGCCCUUCAUUUCUUUGGUCACGCGGGGCUCUUUCCCCGCCGAGCGAGACCGACAGCUUACAUGACCUCAAACGUCAAUUUAUCGAAGAAAUCCGUCGGAAUGCCUUCGACGUAUUUCUCCGUCCUCGUAAAACCUUGGUGCGCUUGAUCUCGAGUUCUAUGAGCUCUUCCACCGCCUUUCCCCAGGGCGAAGUCUUUCGUUUUUCAUUCUCGGCCAAUGGCCACAUGGUGCUCUGUAUCAGUUCAUCUCGGAUUAUUGUGCUAGAACUGAAUGGUGACCCAGUCUCUGUUAAACAUGAGCUGCAAACCCCCCGGCGACCACUCGGUGCCACCAUCUUGGAUGAUGGGUCACUGCUUGCAGUCUUAUCUGAGUCCUACCGAGUGAAUAUCUACAGGCUCUCUAAUGGUCAAGCUAAACGGGUCCAGUCGAUCAUUGUAAAUGAUGCCCCGCGUGACUUGGCAUUUUCACCAACAGGCAGCGUACUGGCCCUAUCAUUUGAAGACAACAUUGAAGUCCAUGCAGUGGGAGAAGAAACUUUGACCACCGAGCGUCGCGCAGCACGAUGUCUGCGUGUGGAUGCGCUUUCUUUCACCCCGGAUGGAUCCAUGUUGCUUGGAUCUUCAAUGGAUCACGAGCUGGAUGGCAUUGUGGCUAUCACGGCUCCUUUCUAUACCGAAACUGGGACCGAUGCAGCACCAGAGGAAGUUGAAAUGCGAAUGUGGACAACACAAAUUCUCUUUCCUGAGACGGUUCGUGGACUCACUCAUGCUUGUCUCAUUCCAGAGCAUGAUGAAGGGGAUGAUAGCUGGAUUCUCGGAUAUGAUAUUCAAUUGGCAGCAUUCCGAGCAAUCAGAGCCAACAACGUGGAGGCAGGUGGGGUAUACUUUUCCAGUCCAUUUUUGGUGGAAGAAACAAGAGAAAUGUUGCCCGCGAUGCUUCCCACUAUUGAUAGUGCUGGUGAACUAGCAGCUUUAGGAUACCAGGACUCUGAAGUAUGGCUGUAUGCAAUCCCCAAGCGUCUUGACAUUCCUCUUACAGAUACAACUCCCGAUGGAACACCGAGAAUUAUUACCCGUAUGGGGGGUCUCCAUCAUUAUUCCAGCUCUGAAAUACCUCGUGAUAACUUGGUGCAACUGGAGAAACUAGUUCAACAAUCGAAAGCCUUGAUUCGUGGCCGCCGUGUGACUGAAAUGCAUGGUAUCACAUCAACUCGUUGGGUACAUUCGGCAUCAUCUGUAAAGCCUAGGCGCCGUCUUGUUUGUGUGGCCCCUGGUGGUGUGCGCCCUCAAUCAUUUGGCGAGGAGGAUGUUCCCGUGGACGGCGGAAGGAUCCUUCUUUUAGACUUUCAAAGAUCGACCACCGACGGCGAGGAAAUGGAGAUUGACAUCGAAGUUGGAGAAACGGAAUCAAUGAUGCUACUUGAGCCAGACUUUUCCCUAGAUACAGAAGUCGAGUUGCAAAGAAGACGCACACGAUUAGUCCGUCAUGAUACAGAUGCGACAGCCACUGGUCUCCGCCCUCGGCCAUCAACGAGAACGAUCCCGGUCCUUGACCCCCAACGGCGAAACAGCCUAGCAGUACCCCUCGUACUAAACGGGGCGAGUUCAAAUGGCGUUGUUGAUGUUCCAUAUGAUAAUCAACAACCUCGUUCUGAAGAUACACUUCAUCGGGCCGCCACAGCCGCGGCAUCAACGCGAGGGCGGUAUGAUCCACGCUAUCGCAAUACACCCAACCAUCGCUAUGUUCCUCAUGAAAGUGAUGCAGACAACUGGGUUCCGCCACCCCCACCUUAUAAGCGCGAGCCUGAUGCACCGUUGCCAAAUCACUUGCAGGAGACUCUUAUGCCGAGACUGUCUAUACCUCAACAUCAUCGCGAUCUAUCUACUCCAAACUCUUGGAAUCCAUCCAGCAACCAGGUCCAAAGGGCGCACACAGCUCGGAUUCCACGACAAAGCCUAUCAGACCGUCCACGACCCCAAUCCGCUAUCAUUCAGCGAUUAGGAACGCUUACCGGCAACAUUCGGUCGGGGAGAAGCAGAAGGGGCUCUUCAGGCGCCGCAGAGGCGAUGAACACAGAACAACAACCCACUGUUCCACCUGUUCCAGCUAUACCCCCACUGCCAGCUCAUUUGUCCGCUGCUCGUCCAAGCACAGCAGUGUCCCCAGUUAUUCCAAUCACCACAGGUCAAAUGCCGUCACUGCAACCGCUUCCAACACUAGCCGUUCAUACUGCAGAACAACUGAGGGAUCCUGACCUGCCAAUACCACCCUUGGGGGCAACGAUGCUUGGAGAGAACUAUUUCUCAUAUGCCGUGUCAUCUCCAAAUCUUCUGCACAUUCCGCAGCCCCAUGGGAAUGGGCUGGAUCUUGACGCAGAGGAUGAGGACCAGAUACCCGCAAGACAGAGGUCUUUCCGGCGAAGGGUCUCUACCGAGCCUACGAGCUUGCCGCCGCCAGAGAAUGAAGAGUGGCGGAGGCGCAUCCAGGAUUGGAACGAACACACCAUUCGAGAACGAGGUCGAAAGCGAAGAAAUAAGUGCAUGGUCAUGUAG